GUCCUGCAGACCCUUUGGUCUGCAUGGCUCACACAUUCUGAACCUAUUCUAAACCACAGCUCUCUCCAUCAUCUUGCUAACAGAGGAUAUUUAUCACAUAUUGUUUUUUUCCCUCCAAAGCUGAAUUUUGACCUCACGCGGUGAACCGUGUUUAAGAAGUGGCUGCACGUAUUGGAAAGAGUAAAUCUUUUUUUUUAGGAAUUUUUUUUUUGUACUUGCUCUUUUAAAGACACAAAGUACAAGAGGCGUUCUCCCUCUGUCCAGCGCAGCAGCAAACGUUUCAGUCACACGCUGUAGAUGAGUUGACCAGAGGAUGAUGGGUUCCCCCCUUGAGCCUGGUUCCUUUCCAGUUUUCUGCCACGGGGAGUUCUCCUUGCUGCUGUUGCUUCAGGUUUGCUCCUGAGGGAGUUUACGCCUGGGUCUGUACUCUGGUUGCUACUGUGGCAUACUGUAGCACCGAAGUGUAUUGUGACAAUUGUUUUGUGAAAUUUGCUAUAGAAAUACAUUUUGAUUGAUAUAUGAUUGAGCUGUUCUAAAGCCCAGCUCUCUCCAUUAGCUUGAUAAGUGAUGAUGCUAUGAUACUACAACGAGUAAUUUAUUGUGGAUUCAAACUCUGGAUUUGUGUUUCAAUAAUGUUUGUAGGAGAGGGUGUAUGCUUGAGAUUAGCUGGGGAAUGAGAUUCCAUUUGGAUUAACACACAUGAGAGAGAACUGACAGAACCUGAAGAACAGGGCUGGUGGAAAACUGCUGGCAGAUCAGCCAAUCAAACCUCAGUAGUACAAUGCUGCCUCCUGCAAGAAGUGCUGUUUGAUAAUCAGGUGUGUCUAACAGGAAGAGCGAAGUAAAGUUUCUCACAGGUAAAGCUUUGUGUUACAUCAUGGACCUUUUAAAAAGAUUCUAAUGUAUGUUUUCCAGAAUUUAAUGAAUUUCAGAAAAAAAUAUAUUGGAGGGAAAAACAAUGCGAGACUGAGAAGAAGAACAGAAAUUAGAGAGAUUUUAAAGAGGCUUUUUUUACCUGCCGUUUGAGUAACAGCAGUGAGUGAAACUGAAACUUAAGCUACUGGAUUUAGCAGAAAUCAUUACUGAGCUCAGAACAGACUGAGACAGAAUGGCGUCUGGAUCUUCUCUCCUGGAUGAGGAGCUCUCCUGUCCUGUGUGCUCUGAAAUCUUCAGGGAUCCUCUUGUCCUGAGUUGCAGUCACAGCUUCUGUAAGGCCUGUCUGCAGCAGUACUGGGAACAGAAGGGAUCUCGGGAGUGCCCAGUGUGCAGGAGAAGAUCUUCUAUGGAUUCACCUCGCCCUAACCUGUCUCUGAGCAAUAUCUGUGAGGUGUUCUUAAAGGAGAGAAGUCAGAGAGCUAAAGCAGGAUCUGAAGUGCUCUGCAGUCUGCACAGUGAGAAACUCAAACUCUUCUGUUUGGAGGAUCAAAUACCCGUCUGUGUUAUCUGCCAAACUUCAAAAAAACAUGAAAACCACAAAAUGCGACCAGUUCAAGAGGCUGCAGAAGAGUAUAAGGAGAAACUCAGGUCUGCACUGGCUCCACUGCAGGAGAAGCUAAAAGCCUUUAAUGCAGUGAAACUAGUCUGUGAUCAAACUGCAGAGCACAUCAAGAGCCAGGCCCAGCACACAGAGAGACAGAUAAAGAUGGAGUUUGAGAAACUUCAGCAGGUCCUAAAAGAUGAAGAGGCAGCCAGGAUCACUGCACUGAGGGAGGAAGAGAAGCAGAAGAGUCAGAUGAUGAAGGAGAAGAUUGCCAAGAUGACCAAAGAGAUAUCAUCCCUUUCAGAACAAAUCAGAACCAUAGAACAGAAGCUGGGAGCUGAAGACGUCUCAUUCCUGCAGAGUUACAAAGAUUUGGAGAAACGAGCCCGGUGCACACUGGCGGAUCCAGAGAAGGUCUCAGGAGCGCUGAUUGAUGUGGCCAAGCACCUGGGCAAUCUGAAGUACAGAGUGUGGGAGAAGAUGCUGGGGACUGUUCAAUACACUCCUGUGACUCUGGACCCAAACACAGCACAUCCCAACCUCUCACUGUCUGAGGGUCUGACCAGUGUGAGAUGCUGUGGAGAGAUUCAGCAGGUUCCUGAUAAUCCAGAGAGAUUUGAUAGGUGGGGUUGUGUGCUGGGCUCUGAGGGAUUCAGCUCAGGGAAACACUGCUGGGAUGUAGAGGUGGGGGAUGAAGAUUACUGUGUGGUAGGUGUGGCUAAAGAGUCCAUCAAAAGGAAAACGGACUUCACACUGAGCCCAGCAGGAGGAGUGUGGAGUAUACGGCAAAUCAGUGGGAAAUACACAGCCCUGAGCUCCUCACCUACAGCCCUCACUGUGCAGAGGAAACCCCAGAGGGUCAGAGUGCAGCUGGACUGGGACAGGGGGGAGGUGUCAUUCUCUGACCCCAGUGACAACACUCCUCUCUACACUUUUAAACACUCCUUCACUGAGAGAGUGUUUCCAUUCUUCAAUCCUGGUUCUCUACGAAUCUGUCCACUGAAGGUGUCUGUAAGAGUGGAAUAGCAGUCACUGUGGGAUUGUGGGUAAAAAUCAUCUGAAGAAAGAGGACUGUAUUUACUUGCUUCUGAGCAGGUUUAAUGCUUGAAAGGGCGCUUUUGUAGUACGGCUAUUGUAAGUGUAUGGUUUGUGUGUAAUCGGUUGAGGUGUAAUAAAUGCACCAGUGGAAUCAUACAAAAUUCUCUUUCAAUAUUUUAUUUAAUCUUUAAAAAAUAUAUAGAUCCAUUUUUACAGCAGUUCUCAAUGAAUGUAACUUCAUAACCUCAUGAUGUGAAUGUUGCAGUAAAUACAUUGGUUUGUGCGUAAUAAGUUGAAUUGUAAUAAAUGCACCAGUGGAAUCA
Messenger RNA from Anguilla rostrata (American eel), 2841 nucleotides. Its product is annotated as E3 ubiquitin-protein ligase TRIM35-like. The record is from RefSeq and is a predicted model, not a curated record. Lineage: Eukaryota; Metazoa; Chordata; Actinopteri; Anguilliformes; Anguillidae. The coding region runs from base 1109 to 2506 and encodes 465 amino acids. Gene Ontology annotation, cellular component: cytoplasm. The transcript has 6 exons. Gene Ontology annotation, biological process: protein ubiquitination. Gene Ontology annotation, molecular function: zinc ion binding; protein binding; ubiquitin protein ligase activity.